GUGCAGCUGAGCAGAUCUGCUUUGCCCGUGCAGCCGCGCAUACGAUUCGUUGGGCAUUUAUCUCUGAGCGCUGAGGAUCGGAGCGAGGAAGCAGGAACAAUGGCGAGCCCAGCAGCAGCAAGUGGCGACCGCGAGACUUCCAUCCCAAUGCCUGCUGGCGCUGCGGCUGCCGACCCGGCUGGCAAUGAGUUACUCAGAGCAAGCGCUGCCGCCAAGAGCGAGACCAGAUUGAACCGCUUGGUGCGGUUUGUCGCCUUGGGGGAGUGGGCGGGCAACGCCUUCGGGACCCUGGCCUUCUUGUGGGCGACCGUCGUCUUGCUCGGUGGCUUCUGCUCCAAUCUUGAUCCUACGGAUUUUUGGUACGCUACGGCCAUAAUCUUCAUUGAAGCCUUCAGCAUGUUCAGCCGCAACUACAGAUUGGACGACGAGUCGCUGUUUACGACUACUCGGGCACUCAGACGGACAAGUUGCCUCUCCAGGGGGCACUCCUGUUGACGGUUCGGCUGCGACGAUACCUAUGGUUUUUGUUGUGGGCUAUCUUAAGUGCCCUUCUGGCCAUCACUGCAAUAGACUUGUAUGCAAUGAUGGUCAAAGGCAACAAGGGCAAUGUUCUAGGGGUCACUGUGGAUGAUGUAGUAAACUGGUGCGGUUCCGAGUUAGCAGCAAUGCCGCCAAAGGUCGUCGCAGUGCUGCUGCUGCUCAACUUGAGGCCCCCAAGGAUUGCCAACCUAACAAACAGCGCUUCUGGCCGUAAGCUGCUACUUGGGGCCAAAGUGGUUCUAUCCAUAUGGUUAAUAAGUUAUAUGGCGUCACAGCCAUGGGGUCUACCGUAUCCUUUCAACUGGUAUUACUCCUUUCUGGGCAGGGCAUUCACUAUAUUGGUGCUAUCAAUUAGCAGCAUACAAGAUGCGGCAGAUGGUUGCAUUGACUUCUGGAUUGACACCUUCCUGCAUAUAUGUUUCGUUGGGGAAAUUUUCACAACAUUUUCCAUAGUAAGCAACGGGCUCCAAACUUUUCUUGCAAUGCUAGUGAUGCUACUGAUGGGCAACCUGCAGAUACCAGCAGCCGUCGCACGGGUUGUGCUCUCGUCAUCGCGCCUUCACAUGGUAGCUCUAGCUCACCGUGUUUACCCAAAGGGCAGUAAUCCAAACCUGGUGCCGUCACUGUUGGUUUUCUACGUGAUGGUGCUAUGUCAAGGGACAUUCUACAUCGUGGCGUGCAUAUUGGAGAUCUUCUCCUUCUUCCUUCGCAGAUCCCUUGCCCAUCACUCCGGGUUCAGGGGCCAGUGGGGAGUCAGAGCGACCGAUCUUUACUACCAGCGUGUCUACACAACAUGCAUGGAGACUGGUGUAUUUGCUCAAGGGAACAUGAUCAGCCUUGUCAGCUUCGCCAUCAAGUCCCUGGGCUCCUGCUCACACGAAUUUCAGCUCGCCGGAGUUCGUGUUCUUGACAGCCUCCUGCAACGGAGGGACUCCAGCAAAGAGCUCAUCACCUCAGAAGUCACCAAAUCUAACAAAGCAGUGACCAUUUUGAUCGGCAUGCUUGGUCGGACAGCUGUGCGAGACAAGCAUAUCAGACUGUUUGCUGCUAGGGUCACCGCCGAGCUUGCUAGCAGCCUCAGAAUCGCCGUGGUUCCCGGCCUGCUGAGUUUGGUUUCUUCACUGCUUGAUGCCGAAAAGCAGCCAGCAGAGCAACCCUCCCUGUCCCUGGUAGCCCAUGGAUCUAAAAACGAUGGGAUGAACAUUGGCGAUAGUCCAUCAGGGCGGAGCUCCUCUGCCCAGGCCACUGCUGGAGACGAAAUUGCUGGAGGCAAUGUCAGAAAUGAACCAAGCAUGCAAGACCACUUGUCUCAGGCUGCCGGCGGCAACGAAGAGAGUAGUAUAUUGGUUAAUCAACUAGCAGGGCAAGAAUCUUCAGAACAAUCCGAUUACAGAAAUGGAGAGAAUGAAGGUAACCGACCAGCACGAGGUCAGUCUGUGCAAGAAGGCAAUGCUGGAUUGUGCCACUGGUUACACCAGCGUUGGAGGCUGAUAAAAGAGAUGUGUUCCUUCGAGGAAGAGCUCCCAGUGACGCAUCAGGAUUCCCUCCCGGUACUCGGCAUGCAAAUUCUCGAGAGGCUUGCUUAUGAUCUUGGCAACCGUUCAGAAAUCAGCAGAGCCACGGGCCUCAUCUCAAAUAUCAUAGAGUUGAUAAGCUACAGCAUCGUCACGGCAAAUAGUAACGAGGAGCAUCAGAAAGCCCUGGCAUGUUUAUCGCUGAAUUUGCUGAGGAAUCUUGCAAACACGGGCGAGAAAAUCGGUUCAGAGCUCCGGCGAGAGUUGUGGGCGAAUCCCUUGCUGCUGCGCAAGCUCGCAGGUAUCAUGGAGGACAGCCGCAGCGGCCCUGAAGUAUGGGAGCCUGCGAUGGAUAUCAUAGCCAAGCUGGCAUGGGACGAGGAAGCGAGGCAGGAGAUUGGCAGCGCUCAAGUGAUUACUGGAAAACUGAUGCAUGCAUUUCUUGGCCGGAGAGGGGAGGAUACCAGCAUGUAUUAUGAUCAGCCGUUGCGGAUGGUUGCAGGGGAAGCACUGGCUUAUCUUUCGAUAGGAAGCGCUGCCAACUGCUCGGCUAUCUUGAAGGAACCGGGAUAUGACGUUAUCAAGGACCUCAAGGACAUGCUUUGUGGCAUUGAGUACAGAUACCUCGCAGCAAGUAUAAUAAAGAGUCUCUGUACGCACUGCACAGAUGAGCUGCGGCGUCACAGCUCAAGGGAGCAACUUUCAUCUGCCUUGCCAAUGGUGAUGGAAACAAUAAUAUCUACGCAAGGCAAACAACUAGAGAUUCUAAUCAGCCUCGCUUCGCAAAUAUGCAACGUCAUUCCUGAACUACCCGAUGUCUUCGGUAUGCAAUCACAAGUCGAUGUUACAUCAUUUGUCCACAAGAUGAUGUGUACGCUGCACGAAAACAUGCUACCAAGUCCUGAGUAUCCAAGGAUGAGAAGGGUCAUUAUUGAGAUGGCAAUAUCCAUCUUGGAGUUAUAUCCUCGCUAUGCAACCAUCUUCAGAGAAAACGGAAUGAUGGAUGCGUUGUCCAAGGUAGAGAGUACCACCCCAUCGAAAGUCGAAAAGUACCAGGUAUUCUUUGGCAACGUAGGAGUGAUAUUGGAGAGUGGUGUACCUCUGCCAGUCCUUGUGGUCAAAGCAAAAGGACUAAUUGGUUCUACAACUCAGGGCCUAGAGAUUACAGUUUUACCCAUGGGUAUGGGUAGAUGCGGUAUCCUACCCAAUGAGUAAGGGUAUGAGUAUGGAACUCUACCCAUGGUUAAGGGUACAUGUACGGAAUUCUACCCGUAGGUACCAGAUAGUAUCCAUAUUAAAGAAGUCCAUGCACACGUUGAUCUAAAGUACAACGUUCUUUUUUUUUCUUAGGGUGAUGUUAAGUCGGACAUAAUUGAUCAUGGCUUGGGAGAUGAUUGGAUGAAAAGUUAUAAUAUUUAUUUGGCUUGUGUUGCUGGACAAUAGUUGAUCGAUCCUUAUGUUGUAAUGAGUAUCUUAUUUAGCUUGUAUGUGAUAAUUUGAGACUUAUAUAUGUGUGUGAUAGUUUGAGACUU
Panicum virgatum (switchgrass) is the source of this 3586-nucleotide messenger RNA. RefSeq lists its product as uncharacterized. The transcript has 3 exons. NCBI's taxonomy places the organism in Eukaryota, Viridiplantae, Streptophyta, Magnoliopsida, Poales, Poaceae. The record is from RefSeq and is a predicted model, not a curated record. Bases 582 to 3269 code for a protein of 895 amino acids.